Stegastes partitus (bicolor damselfish) is the source of this 788-nucleotide messenger RNA. It is a transcript of the gene aard, whose product is annotated as alanine and arginine rich domain containing protein. NCBI's taxonomy places the organism in Eukaryota, Metazoa, Chordata, Actinopteri, Pomacentridae. The transcript is spliced from 2 exons. The coding region runs from base 265 to 594 and encodes 109 amino acids. The record is from RefSeq and is a predicted model, not a curated record.
AGGGGGAGGAGACCUCCGAGGCAACAAUGGUCUUUGUCCCGGUCGUCCAGCAGUCUUACUGGGCUCACUGGGAGGAGGCAGCUUCUCUAUAGCAACAGCCAGACUGGAGCUGAGAGAGGCCACUCAGAAAGCACCGGAACCAGCAGGAACCGGCAGAAACCGAGGGUCUGGAGCAGGCUGCAGGUCCAGGAGUUAAAAACAAGACGUAGCUUCAGCAGGGAGGGUUUACGGCCGGUCCUGAGCCAGUGAAGGAGGACGAGUGUCAUGGACCGAGACAGCCACUCUGAGGACUCUCUGUCCACUCUGCUGCUGGAGAACAUCAAGAACAAGCUGCUGGACGCCUUCAGAACCUCGGUGGAGAACAGAGACGUUCCCCAGGGUUCCCUCAGACCCGUCAGGAGCCCUCAGGCCAACGAGGAGCUGCGACGGGCCAAAAUCGACGGAGCUUUAACCUGGCUGAGGUCCGAACUGCUGGAGAUGCGCUCUCAGGACCUGCAGCUCGCUCAGACUCUCCUGGGGCUGAAGUCAGAGAUCCAGAGGCUGAGGAGGGAGAGCUGUGGAGGGCUGGAGGUGGAAGGGGAGGACCAGCGGUGAGCGGCCCAGGAGAAGGCCUCUCCUCUGGGACCAUCCUGAAGAACCGGCUGGUCACAUGACGCUGGACAGUUACUGCCUUAUUCUUUAUAUAUUUUGCACUGAAGCUGAUUUAGUUUCUCAGAUCUGUUCAGUAACGAGACGACAUGAAUGUAACGAUGGCAUGAGUCAAAUAAAAGGUGCAACAUGUGUCUUCA